CCUCCACGCAGACAUUUUUCUAGAUAUAUUUUCUGUACACUAAUUCCUACAACACAAUGGGCGUCGUUCUCGGUUGCAUGUCGAGCCAGUUUCUCUCGUGCAUGGCGUCGCUCGGGUGCUCGUGCGCGUGCGCAGCCUGCAAGGGCCUCAGGCCCUCGGGCUCCAUCGGCACGCGUCUGUCGUACGCCGGCAUGUUCCUUGUGAAUUCGUCGAUUGCCUACGCAAUGACCACAAGCUGGGGCAUCGACCUGGUGAAGAAGAUCUCGUGGGGCUUCAUAUCGUUAAAGUGUCCCGAGGGGGUGUGCUACGGGACGCUGGCGGUGCACCGCAUGUGCUUUACGCUGAGCCUGUGGCACAUAGUGCUGGGAUUUCUGACGUAUGGCGUCACCGACAGCAGGAACCCACGGGCAAAGGUGCAAAACGGGCUGUGGUUUGUCAAGAUAUUCGGGUACCUGGUGCUGGCGGUGCUGUCGUUUGUGAUUCCGAGCGGGUUCUUUGAGUUCUACAGCAAGUACAUUGCCAUGGCGGGGGCGGCUGUGUUUCUGCUGGUACAGUUGGUGCUGCUCGUGGACUUUGCGUACAACCUGGCAGAAGGCUGCAUUGAGCGGUGGGAGGACACGGGCCGCCCGCUGUGGAAGUACCUGCUGGUGGGCGGCACAUGCGCAUUCUACAUUGCGUUUGCGGCAAUGACGGUCGUGGACUAUGUGUUUUUCGCAGACCGCGGGUGCGGGCGCAACCAGUUCUUCAUCACCAUCAACAUGGUGCUCUGCAUCCUGGUCUCGGUGGCCGCAGUGCACCCGCUGGUGCAGGAGGCGAACGUGCGCUCAGGCCUGGCCCAGGCCGGGAUGGUGACAGCGUAUGCCAGCUACCUGGUCACCAGCGCGCUGGCGGGGUCGCCAGCCGGCGACGUCAGCAACGGCGAGCCCGAGUGCAACCCGCUGGCCAAGGCAGCAAGCGCACGGGCCACCAUGGCCAUUGUGGGGGCGUUUUUCACAAUCGGCGCAAUCUGCUACAGCACGACCAAUGCGGCGACCAAGGGCAACACGCUGAUCCGCAACAACAGCGGGUACGAGCCGCUGGCUAACGACGAGGACGUGCCGAUGACCCACCAGACGAAUGCGCAGCUGCGCGCCAAUGCCCUGCGCGAUGCGGUUGCCAGCGGCGCGCUGCCCGAGUCGGCGCUCGACGCGCAGGACGAGGACGAGCAGGACGACGAGAGAUCGGGCGUGCAGUACAACUACACGUUCUUCCACGUGAUCUUUUGCCUGGCGUCCAUGUACGCUGCCAUGCUGCUGACCAACUGGAACAGCAUCGACUCCAAGGACAAGGUCAUUAUCAUCGGCCGCAGCACCACCGCCGUCUGGGUCAAGAUCAUCACCAGCUGGCUCUGCAUGCUGCUCUACUCGUGGACGCUGAUCGGCCCGGUGGUUCUGCCGGACCGCGAGUGGGCGUAGAGUUUACAUAUGUAUCGUGUUUUACAAAAGAAGAAAAUCUACCGCUAUGCUAGGGA
Linderina pennispora is the source of this 1510-nucleotide messenger RNA. RefSeq names its product putative TMS membrane protein. NCBI's taxonomy places the organism in Eukaryota, Fungi, Kickxellomycota, Kickxellomycetes, Kickxellales, Kickxellaceae. Gene Ontology annotation, cellular component: membrane. The transcript has a single exon. The record is from RefSeq and is a predicted model, not a curated record. The coding region runs from base 57 to 1454 and encodes 465 amino acids.